AUGUCCAGCAGCGGCAGCGCCGUCGCCGCAACAGCAGCACCAGCAGCGACGGCCUCGGCGGCGGCGGCAGCAACAACAGCCUCACCUCCAGCCCAGCCGCCGCCGCCUCCCCCUCCGCCGCCUCCUCCGCCGCCUCAGCCUCAGCCUCCUCCGCCGCUCCCCGGGACCUCCUCGGCCGCCGCCGAGCCCGAGCUGGUCUCCCUCAUCCUCAACCGCCUCAAGAGCCAAGGCCUCUUCGACCAGUUCCGCCGCGACUGCCUGGCCGACGUGGACACCAAGCCUGCUUAUCAGAACUUGAGGCAGCGGGUGGACAACUUUGUUUCCAACCAUCUAGCAACUCAUACAUGGAGUCCUCACCUGAACAAGAACCAACUGAGAAACAAUAUUAGACAACAGGUUCUCAAAUCUGGAAUGCUAGAAUCUGGAAUUGACAGAAUAAUUUCUCAAGUUGUCGAUCCAAAGAUCAAUCACAUAUUCAGGCCGCAAGUAGAGAAGGCUGUCCAUGAAUUUUUAGCCACAUUAAGCCACAAAGAGGAGGCCAGUCCCAUUGCAGCUGCACCUGAGGAAAAACCAGACACUUCUGUUCUGAUGCAAGGUGUUCCUGCUUCCACUCCAAGCACAAAUGUUGCUAAUGACGCUAUGUCCAUUUUGGAAACGAUCACUUCUCUAAACCAAGAAGCAAGUGCAGCCAGGGCAUCCACAGAAGCAACAAAUCCAAAGACUAAUGACAGAGUUCCCAAAAGACUCCUGUCUCAGCAGAGCAUAGAUGGUGGUAUAGAGAAAGACGGUGGCAUAGAGAAUUCAGAAGAUCUGCUAGAUGGAGAGAAAUUGCUUUGUGACUCUGCAGAAGAAAGCUCUGAACCAGUAUCCAACUCAGAAGAUGUAAAUAACUUAUUUUCUUCAAAUGAAGAAGGGAAAAGUCUGUCAAAAGAAAUUAACAGUUUGGUUAACCCAAGCAAGGAAGCUGUGCAGGAAAGUGAUGAGCAGAAAAGUAAACUGAUGGCCCAAAGUGAUAGGAGACUAGAGAGCAUGGAGAAAGGAGAGAGGAAAAAGGAGAAGAAAGAAAAAUCUGAGAAAAAGUUGGACCGCUUGAAAAAGAGUGGGGAUGAUCUAAAGGCUAAAGAAGAGAAGUCCAUGAAAGAUAGAGAGUCAGAAUCAACCAAAUAUUCAGCUCUGGAGAAGAACAGUAGUAAGCACAAAGCAAAUGAAAGUACAAAAGAAGAACUAGUUUUGGAGGAUUCUGAUGUUGACAUACUCAGUGAUAUCACUGUUAGCUCUGUGCACACCAGUGAUCUUUCUUCCUUUGAAGAAGAAAGUGAAGAGGAAGUUGCACUUUCAGACAGCACAGAAGAAGGAGAGAUCGUUUCUGAUGAUGAUGAAGAAGAACAUAAUCAGGUUAAAACAAAGCCAGAGGCUGAUUGGGCCAGCAAUAAAAAAACAAAAUCUGGGAGACACGCUUACGUCCAUAAGCCUUACCUCUACUCCAAGUAUUAUAGUGACUCUGAUGAUGAAGGGACUGUGGAGCAACGCCGCCAGUCUGUUGCUAGAGAAAAAGAAGAGAGGCUGUUAAGGAGAAGGCUUAACAGAGAAAAACUUGAAGAAAAACGGAAACAGAAAGCUGCAGAAAAAACGAAAACACUGAAAGAUGCAAAUCAAGGUAGAAGCACUCAAAACCUGGAAGAAACUCCUGCCAGAGGACUUGAAUUGAAAGCCAGCGGUGCCAGCAUCAAGGAUGUGCUGAAAGAACAAAGAUUUUUAGAAAAGAAGGUAGCCCUCAGCAGGAAAAGAAAGAGAGAGUCAAGGCAUGAAGAAGAAGGCAAGAAGAAAAAAUGUGAACAACUUGAGGAAGAUCCUGAAGAACCUCAGAAGAUUACUGAAGGUGUUGAAAAGCCCUCCCCAAAAGAAGUGAAGGCCAGUCAAGGCAAAAAUGAAGCAAGUAAACUUGUGAGAAGACUUUCAGAGACGGUGUAUUCAGUUGAUGAAACCAGAAAUGAUUGCAAGGUAGAAAAAGAACACAAAAGAAGACCAUCUACUUCUCUUCAGGUGGAAGGAAUGCAGCAAGAUACUGAGCCCCGAGAUCCCAAAUCUCAGAUUGAUAGAGCAGAGACCAGCUCGGAAGAACCUCAAAAGCAGAAAAAUAUACUUAAAAAUGAAAAGCAUGUUAAAAAGGAUGAUUCAGAAAUCCAGAGUUUUAGAAGUGCACCCAGGAAAGAGGCCAGAUCAUCAAAAGAUAAAAAUGAAAAAGAGAAAAGUAUUUCUGAAGAUAAAUCAUUAAUUAAGCAUAAAUGUAAAGGAGAUGGGUUUCAUAAAACAGGUGAUGAGGCUGAAAAUCUGCCAUCUGAGAAAGGGCUGAAAAGCGAGGAGAAUCUUCAGAAGCAUAGCCAGCUAACAAAAUCUUUUUCAGAUGACAAAGCUGAACGGAAGAAUAAGCACAGAAGUGAAAGGAAAACAUCAGCAAACAGCAAAGACCUGAAAAGUGUUUCUGAACAUGGUUUUAAAAAUGAAGAAAGUUCACGUAAAGAAAACAGAAAAGACAGGCAGGGUUCAAUAGAUAAAUCCAGAGCAGACCACAAGUCUAAAAGACUGUCAAGUGAUUUAAGGCCACAGAAAGAGUCUCUGGGUGCAUCAAAGCAACAUAGUUUUGUAACGUCAAGGAAAGGGGAAGGUUACUCAGAAGACAAACAUGAUGCAGAAUCAACAAACUCUGAUAACACUUUAAGGCAAGGUGAUAGUAUACAGAAAGACAGGCGAAAAUCAAAGAAUGCUUUGGAAGAGAAGUUACUGUUAAAGUCCAGGUCCAAGAGUCACACCAAGCAAGGCAAAAUACCUGAACCUGAACUACAAGAAAGUUCCUCCAAGCAGGAAUCAGGACAGAAAUCCGGGCCUAAUUCAGAAGAGAGUGACCCAGAUAAGCAGUGUAAAUCCAAAACUGAAAUAAAAGCUUUUGAAGAAAAUUCUGUAGAAUUGGACCCUGACAGUGGAGCACAUUCCGUUAGUAGUUCUCAAAAAGACUUCAGUCAUCGAGUUAAGUCACAGUCAGUAGAAAAAUCAUCUGCAAAAGAGAGAAAUAAAAGUGAUAAAGAUUUGAGUAGUUCAAGACUGGAAAGGAAAUUGUCGGCAGAAGGUCACAAGAGCAGAAGUUUGAAGCAUAAUAGUAAGGACAUGAGAAAGAGAGAAGAUGACAACAAACCAGAUGACAAAGGUGUUAAACAAGUAGAGACUCAUGCAAAGUUGCAAGAAAAUCUGCUCACAGAUAAAAGAACAAUUAAAAAAUCAGCUAGUGAAAGCAGAAAGGGAAGUUUUUCAUCCCAAGAAAUAGAUAUAGGAGAAGAAAAAUCAUCAGCAGAAACACCUGUAGUCUGCCCUUUCCCAGCCCUUCAGAAGUCAGUCUGGACCAGUGGGCACAUGUUACAUUCUGAAGAAUGCCAAGAGCCAAUGGAAAUACUGUCAGAACAAAGGGACAGUAAUGCACAGCAUCAGAUAACUCAACCUAAAGAAGAAAGUAAUAAUUCACAACAAGAAACUAAAUUAAAAAACAAUGCCAAAGACCAAAUGCAUCGUAAUUCAUUGCAAGAGUUGAAUAAAGCUUUGCCUACAAAGGAAAUCUCCAAAUCCUCCCCUUCCAGUUUCAGUAACCCCAAACAGAAGUUUGAAAAGAUUCCUACAAAGGACAUGGAUGUGCCAAGUGAUGGCUUUAAAAGUGAAGAAAGUUCUCCAACCAAGCAGUUGUCAAAUGAAGGUGUUUUCCAUCAAAAAUCUAUGGAUAUGACUGUUGCAGAAGUCAAAAACCCUUUGAGUGAUGUAUCUAUGGAGGAAUCUUUUAAUUUGGACAGGCCAGCUAAUAAAGAUACAAUUUCAGACAAUGAAGCACAUACUGCUAAAAUGGAACAGCAUGGUAGCAUUGUAUUCGAUGGUAACAUAAAAGAGAGUGAUAUCACUGACAUGGAGAUUUCUAAUGCAGGUGACAAAGGGCUCCCAAGUUGUAAAGAAGUGACUGAAGAGAAAACGAGUGAUUUUAUAUGCAUUCAAGAAGGUACUAUGCAAAAGCAUACUGGAAUUGAUUUAGCUGGCAGUAUAAAGAGUAAUCAAAUGGCCAGCCCAACUGUAGUAUUUACAGGGGUAUGUGCAGACAAAGGCAAAACAAAUGAAAACCAUACUGUCAGUACUGUAAUAGAAUUGUCUUCAGGGUCAGUGACCAAGAACACUCCAGAAGAAAUUGGUGAAAUGUCCAUGAUGGCUAAUCGAGGUGAUUUAAGAAGAGUCACUGAAGAUAAAAAUGAAAACAAUGUAGUAGGCAGCAGUGUAGGAAGCAGCAGUUGUGUUAGCAUCAGCAAUAGCAUGGAGACUGAUGUGACUGUUAUCGGGACGAGCACAGAGAGAACUGCUGGGAGUGCUGUAACAGCUACUAGCACUGGAGGAAGCCAAAGUGAAGAAGGUACAUCAAUCCACUUGCAAAGAGAAGGCGAUGCCACUAUUACCUGCUCAGAAGAAAAAAGUGAGGCUGCUUUGAGCUGUACAAGUAUAGAAGCAGAUGAAGGUUUCACUGUGGGAUGUUGGACCCCAAAUAAGGAAGGUGCUCAUUCCAUAUCAGAAAAGUGCUUUGAUGAAUGUCCUGUCACAGCGACUGAAGAAAGUGGUGCUGGCACUGAAGGACUUACUGUGUGUGAAAGUUCCUCAACCAGUACAAAGGAGGAAGAAAGUGGUGAAUGCAUUGUGAAUUAUGCAGAAGAGCAUUCUAAAUUAAUCAAUGAAAGUAGGGUAGAACAGACUGUGAAUAGUGUUGAAGCAGAAGAGAAAGAUGAUGCUGUAACCAGUGCAGGUUCUGAAGAAAGGUGUGUGGCAUCAGUCUGUAGCGGUACAAGCAACUUUGACAGUGCUACUACCUGCCUCAGUGAAGUAGAAAGUGAUGGUGCUGUAACCAGUGCGGGUACUGAAGCGAAGGAUAGACCUGUGACAAGUGAAAAUCCAGAUGAAUUUCAGAGUAAUACAGCUGGAAGUGAGCGUGCUAAAGCUACUGAGGGUGCUGUGACUUGUACGGCUGCCGAAAGAGGAAGUCUUGGCUCUGGCAUCUGUUCAGUGACUGGCACUGACUCGCAAGAUGAGCGUGCUGUGACUGGCGUGUGUGCUCAGAUGGCAAACAAUGUGGCAACUGGGCCACAUGCUGACAAGAGUGAAGACAUUGUGAAUGGUGAGAGUGCCGUCACCAGCACAGGCAUAACAGCAGAAGAUGGCCCUGAAGCUGCAGCUGCGUGUACUGGUUUGGAGGACAGCAAUGAAGGUUUUGCAGCAGCUUCAGAUACACAAGAAAAAUAUGAGUUUGCCACAGACAGUACAGCAGCUAGAGCUGAAACGAACAUCAUUGAUGUCAGUCAAGGUUCCUAUGACGAUGAAGGUUGUGUGACUAGCACUGGUGCAAAAGAAGAUGAUGAAGAAGGUGAAAAUUUUGUUACUAGUACAGGGAGAGGGAACGAAGAAGCGGAACAGACUUUGACCUGUACAGGAACAGAAGAAAGUGAAAGGGUGCUGAUUUGUGUUGGAGCCACAGAAAGUGGAAGUUCCUCCAUCUGCCUUGCUGCAGGCCAGCUUAGAACUGACUUGGGUGAGCUGACCUCAGAUGUCAAUAAAGGUGCUGUUGACAGCAUGACAGGCUUAGAGAAAGACUUGAAAAUUGAUGAUAUCCACAACAGUACAAAGGGAAUAGUUGAAAGUAGCACCACUAGUGUUGGUGUGGCCAGUGAAAAUGUUAUGGCAUUUGGUGCAAAAAAAGAGUCUCAAUUUACUGAGAAUUAUGAAUGUGACGUGAUUAGUGCAACCUCAAAGCAAGGUAUAGAUCAAGAGUCUGCUGUGGAAGAGAAGAAUGAGGAUGCCACAUCUUUCAUCGAAAUCAGGAAACCUGAAGGCCCGUUUAGGAUGGACUCAAAGAAAGUAGCUAUUCUCUCAACAUCUGCUAAUGAAGAUGAGAGAAGUGAAGGUGAGACCAUCUCUACAAGUGUGGUCAAAGUGUGCCCUACCUCUGCACAGUCUUCUGCUGAGCACAUUGAUCAAACACCACUUGUUGCAAAAACAGUUGAAAACCUUGAGAAAACCCCAAGCCUCAUCAGUACAGAAGAUUUCAACACCCCUAUGCCUAGCACAGCUGUUGAAUAUAUGAAUCAGGAUGGAAGUGCUAGUAAACAAAAUAACAUUUCUACAAGUAUCUUGGAAGAAUUUGAAGCCCCUAUGCCAAGUGCAACGAUAGAAGAUGGCAAAAGUGCAUUUCUUACUAUACAAGCUGCAGAAAAGACCACUACUGUGGAAAUGAAUGCUAUUCCCAUGCCCAGUAUGUCAACUGGAGGUGCUGAUGAAGGCAAUACAGUUCAUAGCAAAGAGGAAAGGGACGAAUGCACUGUGAUUUCCACAAGCAUAGUUGAAGAGCUAGAGGCUUCCAUUUCCCAGGAAAGAACUGAAGAUGCAGAUGAACAUGUCCCCUUAAGAUUGGAGCAAACUGCUGACACAGCUAUGAUCUCGACAAGCUCAGUAGAACAGGUUGAGACACAAGAGAUUGAUCAGGUCUGUAGAACCCAAGGAAGUUUUGAGACUUCCACUAUCUCUACUACAGAAGGAUGUGACAAAACCAUCCAUGGUGCAUUUGUGCCAGUAGAAGCUAAAGAAAGAACUAAGGAUGCUGGAGUUUCCACAGAUGGAGCAGAACAUGUUCAGGAAGCUACAAGCCAAGAGAUUGAAUUAGAGGUUCAAAGUACUGAAAAAAACAACCAGAGUGCUGUAAUUUUGGUUCAGAAGGGAGGAGAGUAUGAUGCUCUUGGACUUAGUGUUGCCACUGCUAAACCUGACACACAGUUGGUUGCCUUGAGUGCAGACAAGCCAGAGGAUAGUAUAGCAGCCGGAAUAGUGGAAGAAUGUGACAGUGUCUCUGCUGUUGCUGUCUCAGAGAAAACUCCACUUGAAUUUUCAAGCAAAGAAGUUGAAGAUGAACAUGUGCUUCAAAGAGAAAGCCAAAGAUUCCAUCAGGGGGAACCGGAGGUUGCUUUGGAAGAAUUAGCCACAGAUAACACCACAAGCACAGAAAUGCCUGAAAAUACAGUGCAAUCUGAUAGCAUAGGAGAAAGCCUUGGCACAGAGAUUUUGAACCCUUCUGUCACUGAUGGAACAUCCACUGAAGACCAUGUGCAUGAAUGCAGAACACAAGAGAGUGGGCAACAUAAUGAAGUUCCAUCUGGUAUGCCACUGGAACAGAAAAGUGGGGAUGUGAAUUUAGCAAUAGACUAUAUUAGUCACAAGCCAGUAUUAGAAACUGACCUUGGUGAAACAAUGGAUCUCCCCAACAGGAAAUGCUCGACUUCAUUACUUGUCGAAUUGGGGGGAAAUUCCAAGGACAGAGCACUUGGAGGAGCAACAGUUCAGGGUAGUCACUUGGCUGACAUAAAUGCUAAAGUGGAUGGCCAUUGUGAAGAGGAAGCGUUUUCUCAAGGGAGUGCAGCAUAUCAGUCUGACAGCAAAGAAAUGCAUCCAGUUGUGGCUGAAGAGCUGGAACAAAGAACCAGGAUGACAGCUACUGAGGACCCACAAUGUAGAAGCAUGGAAGAAGAAAACCUCUCUGAAGAGAUUCAGCCAGAAUUGAUUUCCAAAGCACUUGAAACAACAGACACUUCAGUUGUAACAGAAGCAGUAGAAGUCCAAGUUUCUAGAGAGAAAUCAUUAGAGUUGCAGGUAGAAAUACCUGAUCAGAAGGAAGAGAGCUUCAUGCCAGAAACAGACAGACAUCCUGGUAUCGAAGAGGGUGAAUCAGGUCAUGGUCCAGUGUGUCAGAUUUUGGGAGAAGAAGCUGAAGAGAGCCAGUAUUUUGAAGCCAGAGCAGAAUCUAAUACGGAAACGACUUCCAGGGAAUCAGAAGAUACCCUUGAAGGUGAUGCCAAGUCUCUGCAACCUUCAUCAGAAACUAUAGAAGGAAAAGAUGAGAUUGUUGGCAAAGCGGAUAUUUGUGAAAAGUCAGAUGAGAAAUCCAGUGUAAAUCCUGUUGAGGGAAAAAAGCAAGGACCAGUUAAGCGGAAAAGAGGAAGACCCCGUAAAUAUCCUAUUGAAAUAAUGGCACUGCUUGGUCAAGUUUCAGAAGAUGACUCGAGAACUGGAAAUAUGUUGAAGUCUUCAGGUUCUAGCAGUAGACAGAUGAUUACUCCAAAAGUCAAAGGUUCAUUGAAUGAGAGACACAAAGAAGCUAAUGAAGGGGAGGCAGAGGUGGCUGUGCGUCGAAGGGGAAGGAAGCCCAAACGACCUCUAAUUCCAUCAGAGGAAACAGGGAAGGACACACUUGAGCCAGACAAAAAACGUCAGAAACUAACACUUGCUGUUGAAGAGGAGACAAAAGACAAAGAUGAAAAAGAAGAAAACAAGGAGAGUGGCGAUAACAGAGGGGAGGACAGUGACAACAGCGAUGAUGCUGACGAGAUGCAUUCAGGGGCCACAACACGGUCAGCCUCAAGAUUGGAAGCACAAAGAAAGCAGCCCAGCAAGCCCACAACACGAGCCGCAUCUAAAAAUCAAAGCCCGAGUGCAGUUCCUCCAGCAAACCACCGAAAGUUAGCAGGGAGAAAGCAGUCACCUGCCAUUGCAAAAUCCAAUAAAUCUCCUGUGGCACAUUCAAGGUUACAGCCCACCAAGCGCAAAAGAGAAGCCAGUCCCAUGGUGUUGCCUAAGAAAAGUCAUCAGAGGAGCGAUGAACCUGAGGCGAAGAAGUCCAAGCGAUAGUUUUGCCCCGUGACAGACAAAUGGGGAAGGGAAAACAGACAAACUCUCCUCUGCUUCUUUGUAAAACAAAGAGGCUUUGCAUGCGCUUGUUUCCAAGGUAUAACAUGUUACCUAUGUAACAUAUUUAAACAGCUUUAUACACUAUUUGUUUAUGCAGAAGUCUAUAAGCAUUGCAAAAGUUUACUUUGAA
Messenger RNA from Lacerta agilis (Sand lizard), 8932 nucleotides. It is a transcript of the gene BOD1L1, whose product is annotated as biorientation of chromosomes in cell division 1 like 1. The record is from RefSeq and is a predicted model, not a curated record. The coding region runs from base 1 to 8742 and encodes 2913 amino acids. The transcript is spliced from 25 exons. Lineage: Eukaryota; Metazoa; Chordata; Lepidosauria; Squamata; Lacertidae.